Messenger RNA from Gastrolobium bilobum, 1715 nucleotides. RefSeq lists its product as uncharacterized. The transcript has 14 exons. Bases 161 to 1324 code for a protein of 387 amino acids. NCBI's taxonomy places the organism in Eukaryota, Viridiplantae, Streptophyta, Magnoliopsida, Fabales, Fabaceae. The record is from RefSeq and is a predicted model, not a curated record.
GAUUCCUUUCUCCCUUACUUUCUCCAAGCAACUUUCUCUUCUCCUAUUCCUAUUCUUUCCUUUCCCAUUAUUCUUCUCUUCCCUGCAUUCAAAAAAGAAAAGCUAUCUUUUUUUCUUCUAUUAAUCUUAUGUACUUCCCCCUCUUCACUCGCAAGAUCAAAUGAAGGCUUUGAGUUCUGUAACCGGUUUUGUCUUGCCAGACCUGAAGAAUAAGUUGCUCCUUUGUAGUUUCCUCAUUGUGCUUUCUUUGAUUUGUGGUGCUUAUUUCGUUGGUGAUGCAUUCGUUGCAAAGGAAUACAAACAAAGAUUAGCAAGAUGGGGACUAAUUUAUAAAAUGCCGGAAACAAAACCCAAUGCAUGCAAGAGACAAUGCUGGCCUUCUGGAAGUGAGGCAUUGCCUGAAGAAAUUGUUGCUAGAACAUCUAACUUGGAAAUGCGGCCCUUAUGGGACUCCGGUAUAAAUAAUAAAAUUUCAAAGCGUCCAUUGAACUUGUUGGCCAUUGCAGUUGGAGUUAAGCAGAAAGAAGUUGUCAGUAACAUUGUUGAAAAGUUCCCUUCAAGUGAUUUUGUUGUGAUGCUUUUUCAUUAUGAUGGUUUUGUGGAUGAAUGGAAGAAUUUAGCUUGGAGUAGUCGUGCCAUACAUGUGUCUGCUAUUAAUCAAACAAAAUGGUGGUUUGCGAAACGAUUUUUGCAUCCAGACAUAGUUGCUGAAUACAAUUAUAUAUUUCUCUGGGAUGAGGACCUUCUUGUUGAUAAUUUUGACCCAAAAAGGUAUUUAUCUAUUGUUAAAGAAGAGGGACUUGAGAUAUCACAGCCUGCAUUGGAUCCUGUUAAAUCAGAAGUACAUCAUCCACUGACAGUUCGUAAAGCGGGGUCAAAAGUGCACAGAAGGUAUUAUAAGUCUAAAGGUAGCGGAAGGUGUGAUGACAAUAGCACUGGUCCUCCUUGCAUAGGUUGGGUAGAAAUGAUGGCACCAGUGUUUUCUAAAAAAUCUUGGCAAUGUGUAUGGCAUUUGAUCCAGAAUGACUUAAUCCAUGCCUGGGGCCUGGAUAGGCAACUUGGUUAUUGUGCACAGGGCGAUCGAAUGAGAAAUGUUGGUGUGGUUGAUUCUGAGUACAUAGUUCAUCUGGGUCUGCCUACUCUUGGGGGCUCAAACGGCAACGAGGCGCUAUCAAAUUCGUAUAAAGAUAAUGCUAGAGUUAAAGUUAGGAUGCAGUCAUACGUUGACAUGCAGGUUUUUGGGAAAAGAUGGAAAGAUGCGGCAAAGAAGGACAAGUGUUGGAUUGAUCCAUAUGAACAACAGGCAAACCAGACUAGCCAUUAGUCUACUUUGUGAGACUUUAGUUGAUCAAAAUCCAAGUGCAGUGUUCAUGUUCAUAGUCAACGUUUUAAAUUGAUGCAAGUCCCGUGACUCAGAUUUUGGUGAAUAAAACGUAUGCUUGGUAUCCAGUCUUGGUUGGAGCUUGUGAUUUGAUAUCUCAGGUGUGGGGUCUCAGAGAGUUUACGGGAACAUUGCUCCUUUGCGAUCAUUGAAGGAACUCUUCUACCUUCGUUUUAUGAUUAAGCCAUUCAUUCUCUAGAAUAUUGGUGUACAUAGGGUGUGGUAUAGAGGUGUUUGUUCAUAUGACAACAGAAAAAUGUGGGAUCAUAGAUUUUUUCCCAGUGAAUGACAAUGUAAAUAGGUUACAUGGCUGAACAGUCUGGAAAUGUUAUUU